CGUAAAUUUUCAUCUCUGUGAAAGACCCGUCAACAUAAUCCGCUGUUAAACCCAAAAACACAGCAGAGAAAGAGAGAAAUAUAAAAAUAAUGGUCAAAGAGAGAGAAGGCGGAGAAGAAUCGAAUAUGGAUGUUGUUUAUAUUAUGUUAUAAAAGUUGCGUGGGUAGUGUACAGUGAUGGCGUAGUGUAAAGUAUAAACGAACCCGAAAGAUUAAAAGAAAAAAAAAAAAACUCAAAAAGCCGGCUCCUUUCUGUUUUCACUGCCACCAAUUUUUUCUCUUUCCUUUUGUUUGAAUUCUUUUUUUUUUUUUCUUUCUCUCUUUCUCACAUCACCGGCAAACAAGCAAUAUCUAGAGUCUGUGUGUUCUAUUGUUUAUUUUUAAUCUGUUUUUUGUUAAUUGUUAUUGGUAUCUUCACAACUUGGAUUCCUUUGCUUUGUUUAUUUGACUCAUCAUCGGCUAGAAAAAGAAGAAAGAAGAGAAAAGAUGCAAUACCCACUCUGAGUUUAUAGGUUUCCCGUGAUGGGAUUUUUGUGAAAUAGAGUAAAGUCUUGAGUUUUGAUAAAAAGUGAAUAUCUUUUUGUUAUUGAUUUAUAGAAGAUGGGCUGUUUUCCUUGUUUCGAUUCAAGGGAAGAAGAGACUCUCAAUCCACAGAAGGAAUCUGAUGAUCGAAAGCAAAGCUUGCCCACUGAGUCUUCUAAUAUAUCCAAAUUAUCUUCUGGAGCUGACAGGCUUAGAUCAAGAAGCAAUGGAAGGUCAAAAAGAGAAUUACCAAGUCCAAAGGAUGGACCUGUUCCUGGUGUCAACAUUGCAGCUCAAACAUUUACCUUUCGUGAACUUGCAGCUGCAACCAAGAAUUUUAGGCAAGAGUCUUUCAUAGGAGAAGGAGGAUUUGGGCGUGUAUAUAAAGGUCUUCUUGAGACCACUGGUCAGGUUGUUGCUGUUAAACAAUUGGAUAGAAAUGGCCUCCAGGGUAACAGGGAGUUUCUUGUAGAGGUUCUCAUGCUCAGCCUUUUACAUCACCCUAACCUUGUGAACCUGAUAGGCUAUUGUGCUGAUGGAGAUCAAAGGCUUCUCGUGUAUGAGUUUAUGCCACUGGGAUCAUUGGAAGAUCACCUUCAUGAUCUGCCACCUGCUAAGGAACCGCUCGAUUGGAACACAAGAAUGAGGAUAGCAGCAGGUGCAGCCAAAGGUUUGGAAUACCUGCAUGAUAAAGCAAAUCCUCCUGUUAUUUACAGGGAUUUUAAGUCAUCCAAUAUAUUACUUGAUGAAGGAUUUCAUCCAAAGCUUUCUGAUUUUGGGCUUGCAAAACUUGGCCCCACUGGAGACAAGUCGCACGUUUCCACCAGAGUUAUGGGCACUUAUGGUUAUUGUGCUCCUGAAUAUGCCAUGACUGGACAAUUGACUGUAAAAUCUGACGUGUACAGCUUUGGGGUGGUCUUUUUAGAGCUGAUUACCGGGCGUAAAGCCAUUGACAGCACUCGACCACAUGGAGAGCAGAACCUUGUCACAUGGGCUCGUCCACUAUUCAAUGAUCGUAGGAAAUUCUCAAAACUGGCUGAUCCACAGUUGCAGGGGCGUUAUCCCAUGAGGGGACUCUACCAGGCUCUAGCAGUGGCUUCUAUGUGCAUACAGGAACAGGCUGCAGCACGUCCUCUCAUUGGGGACGUGGUCACUGCUCUCUCUUAUUUGGCAAACCAGGCAUAUGAGCCUAAUUCAACGGGGCAUGGCCGGGAAAGAGAUGAUAAAAGAAACAGAGAUGAGAGAGGUGGACAGUUAUCAAAGAGUGAGGAAGGGGGAGGGUCUGGACGAAGAUGGGAUUUGGAAGGGUCCGAGAAAGAGGAUUCUCCUAGAGAGACUGUUAGGAUGUUGAACAGGGAUUUAGAUAGAGAACGAGCUGUUGCAGAGGCCAAGAUGUGGGGAGAAAACUGGCGAGAAAAAAGACGACAAAGUGCUCAAGGUAGUUUCGAUGGGAGUAAUGGCUAACACCAUUGGCACCAUUCUUCCACCAUCUCUCCUUUCCUGACUUCGCCACCAGACCAGCCUUGCUAAGAAGCAUUGGAAGGAAGCUAAAGCACCGAGCUGGUCUGCCCAUAUGCUCUUAACUUUCUCUUUUUUCUUUAGUUCUUUUUGUGUUGAACAUAGAACAAGAAGAUGAAAAGGAAGAAGAAAAAGAUAUAAUUGAGAGAGUGUACAUUAUCUGCUACAAGAGCAAGAUAAGAACAAGACGUAUUUAUAAAAAUUUUGAGAGUAAAAACGUCUGGGUCAUGUUCUGCUUGCUCUUGUUUAACAAAAACACCUGCUGCUGUCUGCACUUGGUAGUCUUUUUUCAAUGGCAUUUUACCAACAAGAUCUAUGUAAUAUUAUCGACUAGUUUAUGCUGC
This is a messenger RNA of Ricinus communis (castor bean), 2383 nucleotides long. RefSeq names its product serine/threonine-protein kinase PBS1. Lineage: Eukaryota; Viridiplantae; Streptophyta; Magnoliopsida; Malpighiales; Euphorbiaceae. Bases 600 to 1985 code for a protein of 461 amino acids. The transcript has 5 exons. Gene Ontology annotation, molecular function: protein kinase activity; ATP binding. The record is from RefSeq and is a predicted model, not a curated record. Gene Ontology annotation, biological process: protein phosphorylation.